AUACAGCGGUGUGCAGCCUGCUCAAGUUCCUGAAGGCUUGGCUGGCAGCCUCUCCCGGGCUGGCUCAGGGGCAGAGGGGAACCUGCGCGACUGGGCCUCCGAGUUAGCCUCCCCUCUGCUGGUUAGGGGGACGCUUUUCGAGCGUUUUCUUCUAACAUGACCAAAUAGCCUGGAGAAGGUGAACUGCUGUUGUGCGAGGUGAAGGUGUGACUGUGAACACAGCGAUGGAGAGAGCUGGGGGCCAGAUGCCCGGGAGCUCUGAACCGUCCUUCCUGGUGACUCUGGGUGACCCUCAGGUGACCCUGCUGUCUGUCCACAAGCGGUGGUCCUUCAGGAGGAGCCCUAGGGCCACGGGCUCCUCCAGGCCAGUGAUUUCGGAGGAGGAAUGCUCUCCCCCAUCAGAGAAGGGAGAAUUUUCACAGAAAGUUUUGAAUAAAACACAGGAGGUCAGUUCCAAGCAGAUCCUGCCUAAGCUUUCCUGGCCUGCUCGAACCUGGGAGCCAACGAUGAAGCAGAGUUUUGCCUUUGACAACAAUGGCUACGAGCACGGCCUGGAUGGCGUGCACCCCUCUCAGACGGCCACCGGCACCAUCAGCAUCGUGGGCAUGACCUGCCAGUCGUGUGUGAAGUCCAUCGAGGGCAGGGUGUCUAGUCUGAAAGGCAUUGUGAGCGUUAAGGUUUCCCUGGAGCAGGGCAGCGCCAUGGUGAGGUACAUGCCCUCGGUCCUGAGCCUGCCUCAGGUUUGCUGUCAGAUUGAGGACAUGGGCUUCCAGGCCACUGUGGCGGAGGGAAAGGCUACCUCCCGGCCAUCCAGGUUCUCGCCCGCCCUGGAGGCUGUGGUCAAGCUUCGGGUGGAGGGCAUGACCUGCCAGUCCUGCGUCAGCUCCAUAGAAGGCAAGAUCGGGAAACUGCAGGGCGUCGUGAGGGUCCGCGUCUCGCUCAGCAACCAGGAGGCAGUCAUCACUUACCAGCCUUACCUCAUCCAACCCCAAGACCUCAGGGACCACGUGAACGACAUGGGGUUUGAAGCCGUCAUCAAGAACAAGGUGGCCCCCGUGAGCCUGGGUCCAAUUGACAUCAGGCAGCUCCAGCGCAUCCACCCAAAGGCCCCUCAGGCUUCCAUUAACCAGAAUGGCAAUAACUCAGAGACCUCGGGGAGCCAGGGGGUGCCCCUGUAUCUGAGAGUGGAUGGAAUGCACUGUAAGUCUUGUGUCCUGAACAUCGAAGAAAAUAUUGGCCAGCAGCCAGGGGUUCAGAGUAUCCAAGUGUCCCUGGAGAACAGGACUGCCCAAGUCCAGUACGACCCUUCCCGCAUCUCCCCAGGGACCCUGCAGAGGGCCAUUGAGGCUCUGCCACCUGGGAACUUUAAAGUCUCUCUACCCGAUGGAGCGGAAGGGAGUGGGACAGACACCAGGAGCCCCCAGGCGCUCGGCGUGCGCUGUGCUGCAGUGCUGGCCAUCGCUGGCAUGACCUGCGAGUCCUGCGUCCAGUCCAUCGAGGGCCUGGUUUCCCAGAGGGAGGGAGUGCAGCGUAUCUCAGUGUCUUUGGCUGAAGGGACAGGAACGGUUCUCUACGAUCCAUCUCUAACUCACCCAGCAGAACUCCGAGCUGCGGUGGAGGACAUGGGAUUCGAGGCCUCCGUCCUGGCUGAAAACUGUUCCAGCACCCACGCUGGGAACCACAGUGCUGGGAGCGCCACGGGGCACACAGCGGCUGGUGCACCUGUGUCCGUGCAGAACGCGACUCCCCAGCCCGGGGGUCUCCCUACAAACCACAACCCCGGCCUCGUGUCCAAGUCCCCUCGGGCCUCCGAAACCGUGGCCCCACAGAAGUGCUUUCUACAGGUCAGAGGCAUGACCUGCGCGUCCUGUGUGUCCAACAUAGAGAGGAACCUGCAGAAAGAAGCUGGGAUUCUCUCUGUGCUGGUUGCGUUGAUGGCUGGAAAGGCAGAGGUGAAGUAUAACCCGGAAGUUAUCCAGCCCCUGGAGAUAGCGCAGCUCAUCCAGGACCUGGGCUUCAAGGCAGAGGUGAUGGAGGACUGCGCGGGCUCAGACGGCGACCUCGAGCUGAUUAUCACGGGGAUGACCUGCACUUCCUGUGUUCACAACAUAGAGUCCAAACUCACAAGGACAAACGGCAUCACCUACGCCUCUGUGGCUCUUGCCACCAGCAAAGCCCACGUGAAGUUUGAUCCUGAAAUUAUUGGUCCGCGGGAUAUUGUCAAAAUUAUCGAGGAAAUCGGCUUUCAUGUCUCCCUGGCCCAGAGGAACCCCAGCGCUCAUCACUUGGACCACAAGCUGGAAAUAAAGCAGUGGAAGAAGUCUUUCCUGUGCAGCCUGGUGUUUGGCAUCCCUGUCAUGGGUUUAAUGAUCUAUAUGUUGAUACCCAGCCACGAGCCCCACGAGUCUAUGCUGCUGGACCACAACAUCAUCCCGGGACUGUCCAUCCUGAACCUCGUCUUCUUUAUCUUGUGUACCUUUGUCCAGUUCCUCGGGGGCUGGUACUUCUACGUGCAGGCCUACAAAUCUCUGAGACACAGGGCGGCCAGCAUGGACGUGCUCAUCGUGCUGGCCACAAGCAUCGCCUACGUCUACUCCCUCGUCAUCCUGGUGGUGGCCAUCGCCGAGAAGGCGGAGAGGAGCCCGGUGACCUUCUUUGACACGCCCCCCAUGCUCUUCGUGUUCAUUGCCCUGGGGCGGUGGCUGGAACACGUGGCAAAGAGCAAAACUUCAGAAGCCCUCGCCAAACUCAUGUCUCUACAAGCCACGGAAGCCACCGUCGUGACCCUUGGGGAGGACAGCUUAAUCAUCAGAGAGGAGCAGGUGCCCAUGGAGCUGGUGCAACGUGGUGACAUCAUCAAGGUCGUCCCCGGGGGCAAGUUCCCAGUGGAUGGGAAAGUCCUGGAAGGCAGCACCAUGGCCGACGAGUCCCUCAUCACAGGAGAGGCCAUGCCUGUCACGAAGAAGCCCGGCAGCACGGUGAUCGCCGGGUCCAUGAACGCCCACGGCUCCGUGCUCGUCACUGCCACCCACGUGGGCAACGACACCACCUUGGCUCAGAUUGUGAAGCUGGUAGAAGAGGCUCAGAUGUCCAAGGCACCCAUUCAGCAACUGGCUGACCGGUUUAGUGGGUAUUUUGUCCCAUUUAUCAUCAUCAUUUCAACUUUGACGUUGGUGGUAUGGAUUGUAAUCGGCUUCAUCGAUUUCGGUGUUGUUCAGAAAUACUUCCCUACAUCCAGCAAGCAUAUCUCCCAGGCAGAGGUGGUCCUCCGGUUUGCAUUCCAGACGUCCAUCACGGUGCUGUGCAUCGCCUGCCCCUGCUCUCUGGGCCUGGCCACGCCCACGGCCGUCAUGGUGGGCACGGGGGUGGCCGCCCAGAAUGGCAUACUCAUCAAGGGAGGCAAGCCUCUGGAGCUGGCCCACAAGAUAAAGACUGUGAUGUUUGACAAAACUGGCACCAUCACCCACGGGGUCCCCAAAGUCAUGCGGGUCCUUCUGCUCGUGGACGUGGCCACGCUGCCCCUCCGGAAGGUGCUCGCUGUGGUGGGGACUGCGGAGGCCAGCAGUGAGCACCCCCUGGGCGUGGCAGUCACCAGAUACUGUAAAGAGGAACUUGGCACAGAGACCUUGGGAUACUGCAUGGACUUCCAGGCGGUGCCCGGCUGUGGGAUCGGCUGUAAAGUCAGCAACGUGGAGGGCAUCCUGGCCCAGGGCGAGCGCCCACGUGGCCAACCGACCGCCCACCUGAACGGGGUCAGCAGCAUCCCCAUGGAAACAGAUGCGGUCCCGCAGACCUUCUCUGUGCUGAUCGGCAGCCGAGAGUGGAUGAGGCGCAACGGCUUGACCGUCACCAGCGACAUCAGCGACGCGAUGACCGAUCACGAGACGAAAGGCCAGACGGCCAUCCUGGUGGCCAUCGACGGUGUGCUCUGUGGCAUGAUCGCCAUCGCAGAUGCGGUCAAGCAGGAGGCCGCCCUGGCCGUGCACACACUGAAGAGCAUGGGCGUGGAUGUGGUUCUGAUCACGGGGGACAACCGCAAGACAGCCAGAGCCAUUGCCACCCAGGUUGGCAUCAACAAAGUCUUUGCGGAGGUGCUGCCUUCUCAUAAGGUGGCCAAGGUCCAGGAGCUCCAGAACGAGGGGAAGAGAGUGGCCAUGGUGGGCGAUGGUGUGAACGACUCCCCGGCCCUGGCCCGGGCCGACGUGGGCAUCGCCAUCGGGACGGGCACGGACGUGGCCAUCGAGGCAGCUGACGUCGUCCUCAUCAGAAAUGACUUGCUUGACGUGGUGGCCAGCAUUCACCUCUCCAAGAGGACCGUCCAGAGGAUACGACUCAAUCUGGUGCUGGCACUGAUCUACAACCUGGUCGGGAUCCCCAUUGCAGCAGGUGUCUUCAUGCCCAUCGGCGUCGUGCUGCAGCCGUGGAUGGGCUCGGCGGCCAUGGCUGCCUCCUCCGUGUCCGUGGUCCUCUCGUCACUGCAGCUCAAGUGCUACAGGAAGCCAGAGCUGGCGUGGUAUGAGGCGCAGGCGCAGGGCCGCAUGAAGCCCCUGACCGAGUCCCAGGUCAGUGUGCACAUCGGCAUGGACAACCGGCGGCGUGACUCCCCACGGGCCGCGCCCUGGGACCAGGUCCGCUACAUCAGCCAAGUGUCCCUGUCCUCCCUCAAGUCUGAUGGGCUGUCCCGGCACGGCACCGCGGCCGGCGACGAGCGGGGAGCAAGUGGCCUCCGCUCCUGAGUGACCGGGACGAGGAGCCGUGCGUCCGAAAGCCGCAGGCGGUUGUGGCCUCCGCCCGGCCCCCCUCCCUGUGUGGCCGAGGCUCCAGCCCGACAGCAGCAGCAGCAGCAGGCGGCGGAGCCCCUCGCCAGCCCUGGACGUUCUAGAUCACCCCUCCCCGCGGCUUGUGGACCACGCUGCCGGGGUCCCACGGGCUCAUUGGAAACCCUGCUGGCCUCAAGGAGAGGAGGGACAGCCAGCCCUCCUCACAUCCUGUGCCGUAGCGUUUGGGAUGACUGCCUGUGAAACGAGGACGAUCCCGCUGGGUCCAAAAACUUAGCUGGGCCUGUCCACAGAGUUCAGGCUCUGGCGCUUUUUGUUUCUUUUGGUUUUUGUUUUUUUGUGUUUUUUUUGCGGUACGC
Molecule: messenger RNA, 5137 nt
Organism: Delphinapterus leucas (beluga whale)
Lineage: Eukaryota; Metazoa; Chordata; Mammalia; Artiodactyla; Monodontidae
Gene: ATP7B
Product: ATPase copper transporting beta
Biological process (GO): monoatomic cation transport
Cellular component (GO): membrane
Molecular function (GO): ATP binding; copper ion binding; ATPase-coupled monoatomic cation transmembrane transporter activity
Source: RefSeq, a predicted model, not a curated record